This is a messenger RNA of Nerophis lumbriciformis (worm pipefish), 4100 nucleotides long. RefSeq names its product claudin 23-like (gene cldn23l). Gene Ontology annotation, molecular function: structural molecule activity. The record is from RefSeq and is a predicted model, not a curated record. Lineage: Eukaryota; Metazoa; Chordata; Actinopteri; Syngnathiformes; Syngnathidae. Gene Ontology annotation, cellular component: membrane; bicellular tight junction.
GCCAGGCUUCAGCGGGAAAGAGGAGAGUGAGAGGGAAAAAAAAGGACAAGGACAACCAGAGGCAUGGAGACAGAAGGAACUGCAGCAUCUUCCGAGAGGCAGCUCUGUGACCUGCGGAGCCGUGAACGCCACUGAAAGAUGAUUGUUCUUCAGCAUCCCGUGGUCAUCUCUACAAGACAUCUGAAAAGUUAAAGAGAUCACAUUGGAAGAAUCGUGGGUAUGCAGACUCAGGCCUCCAUGGUGAUGGGCAUCGUCUUCGCCCCCUUAGGACUGGUCCUGCUCUUCACCGCAGCCAUCACGCCCCAAUGGAGAGAAGGCCAGACCCGUCUGGGCCUUGCCAGGCCGGGCUCGCUUCUCCGAACCAUCGUGAAAAGCAACGGUCAAGCUGGGGUCAAGUCGGGGUCUGUGGACUCGCUCCUCUUAGUGCGCUCUGACGGACUUUGGGAGAGCUGUCUUCAAGUGGAGCACUCUGAGCUGAAGCAGUGCUGGCCGGUGGCGGGGUCCUAUCAGCGGGACCGGAGGGUCCGCCUGGCGCAAGGCUUGGUGCUGACCUCCUUGUUCCUGUGCGGCACCGGCAUCGUUCUUGCCUGCAUCGGCGUCCGCUGUUGGACGGAUCUACCGCUCCGAGGGGUGGCGGCCACGGGUGGCCUCCUGGUGGUGAUGGCGGGGGUGCUCAGCAUGAGCGCCUUGGUGGUCUACACCCACAACCUGAAGAGGCUUGGGAUGGAAGGCGCCCGGCAGGAAGUCCACAACACCCGCUUACCUCAGCUGAGCUUGAGCCCGGCCGGCUCGCUCUACUUCGGCUGGCUGGGUUCAUGCUUACAAGUGCUGGGAGGGGGCGCGCUCGUGUUCAGUUUCAAGCGAGCCAGAUGCCAAACUUGCCCGGAGUUCGCCGCCUGCCCCGCUUGUCGCCGCUGCUCACAGAUUCACAACAAGCCUGACUCCGAUGUUUAUGAAGUCAGCUGUUAGCUUCGAUUUUGGCCUUUCGCUUGCAUCCAGUGAUUCAGUGAGUUGUGCAGUCGCUGCUGUCAUUUGUCAAGCCAGACUUUGUUCGUUGUUGCAGGACUGGAGACUGAUCUUCCAAUGUUUAUUCUCGUGCGGCCUUCUACAACCAUGCUUUGUACUGUUAGAAGGGUAUUGUACUUUAUUUAUUUUUAUUUUUUGAAUAGUGCCUACUGUAUCAUCCACAAUGUGAGACAAGAAUACAUGUCUUUCCCUUAUUUGGGUGUUCUAAAUAACAAAAAACUGCUAGUAAGAAGCGGCUAAUGCUGAUACAAUCGAUACAGUCUAUAAAGCCCUCUAAAAAAAAACAUCCGGUAACACUUUAGUAUGGGGAACAUAUUCACCAUUAAUUAGUUGCUUAUUAACAUGCAAAUUAGUAACAUAUUGUCUCUUAAUUAGUAUAUCAUCGGCCGUUAAAUGCUUUAAAAUGUAAUAUGGGAAAUUAUCGGUAUAGGUUUCAAAAUUAUCGGUAUCGGUUUCAAAAAGUAAAAUGUAUGACUUUUUAAAACGCCGCUGUGUACAAGGACGUAGGGAGAAGUACAGAGCGCCAAUAAACCUUAAAGGCACUGCCUUUGCGUGCCGGCCCAGUCACAUGAAAUCUACGGCUUUUCACACACACAAGUGAAUGCAAGGCGUACUUGGUCAACAGCCAUACAGGUCACACUGAGGGUGGCCAUAUAAACAACUUUAACACUGUUACAAAUAUGCGCCACACUGUGAACCCACACCAAACAAGAAUGGCAAACACAUUUCGGGAGAACAUUCGCACCAUAACACAACAGAACAAAUACCCAGAACCCCUUGCAGCACUAACUCUUCCGGGACGCUACAAUAUACACCCCCCGCUACCCCCUCAACCUCGCCCACCUCAACCUCCUCAUGCUCUCUCAGGGAGAGCAUGUCCCGAAAUUCCAAGCUGCUGUUUUGAGGCAUGUUAAAAAUAAUAACGCACUUUUUGACUUCAAUAACAAAUAUGGCAGUGCCAUGUUGGCAUUUUUUUUCCCAUAACUUGAGUUGAUUUAUUUUGGAAAACCUUGUUACAUUGUUUAACGCAUACAGCGGGGCAUCACAACAAAAUUAGGCAUAAUAAUGUGUUAAUUCCACGACUGUAUAUAUCGGUAUCGGUAAUUAAGAGUUGGACAAUAUCGGUAUAUCGGAUAUCGGCAAAAAAGCCAUUAUCGGACAUCUUUAUUUAUAAGUCAUUAUUAAGUACUUAUUAAUGCCUUAUUCUGCAUGGCCUUAUUAUACAACCAGUAAGCCAUUAACUAAGAGUCUUCCCUCAAUAACAUCAGAAUUAUUGCUUAUUAGUACUAAGUAAGGAAGUUGUUGUAUAUGAUUCUCCCUUUAAUACCACUUAAUGAAUAGUAGGGUUAGGGUUAGGGUCAACCCUAACCCUAACCCUAGUGUCCAAAUAACUCUAAAUUAAGUCUUUGUUACUUAGAAUAUGUUCCCCAUACUAAAGUGUUACCAAACAUCCAAAACCGUUUUGUAUACAUGCUGUAACUACGUAUGUACUGUACUGUAGUAACAGGCACAUUCAUAAUAAUAUGUAGUAUUUACUGUAUUUGAGGUCUUUUUUAGCCGUUACCGUAACUCAGGGGUGUCAAAAGUACGGCCCGCGAACAGGUUUUAUCCGGCCCGCAGGAUGAAUUUGCUAAGUAUAAAAAUGAGCCGAAAUUUUUGAAUGAAAGAAGCUGCUGUUCUAAAUGUGUCCACUAGAUGUCGCAAUAGCAAUUCUUUGUAUCUUCGUAGAUGACGCUAUAUAUGUAAAAAAUAAAAUAAAAUAAAUAAACCACAUGAUGUUAGUGCAUCAGUCGAGGAAAAUGAGCAAACUACAUAAAUAACAUCCUGUAAUUUGAUUUUGAUAUUUUUUCAUCUUGAUAGAUUGAAAAAUAACAGCAAUGAGUUGACUGAUGAAAAUUAUCACAUAAUUUAUUCAAAAAGUAUAAAUAAUGACAAAUAAAGAUAGAAUACUAUUAACCGCAACAUGUAAGUGUAAAAAAAAAAACAUUAUGAUUUGUACAUUUUCAGAAUGUGCUUGUUCUAUUUUUAAACAAAGAAAACAAUCUGAAGUCGUCUUUAUUUUUCAGUUAUCGUGCCGUGAUUUUACCAGUCCGGCCCACUUGGGAGUAGAUUUUUCUCCAUGUGGCCCCCCCAUCUAAAAUGAGUUUGACACCCCUGCCGUAACUUCUUUCCUGGGCGCAUUGGUUUCGAAGAGCGCCUGGCAAGGAAAGCUACUUCCGUCCACAACAAUAACAGAGAGCACUUUGCAUGUUUGUCAUCACUCGGUGAGGGUUCUCGGAGUGUUAUCAUGUAGCACUAUUGCUCGCCGUUUCAAAUAAGCACAUGCAAAAGGUCUACCAAACAACUUUCAAAACAGUUUUGUUGAAAGAGAAAGUCAUUGGAAUUGAAAAGGAACGGAGAUCUUUAAUGAGUUGAGAUUUAGAAAAGUGACAAUGGAAAUAAGCAUUUCAAUCAGAGGUGGAGAAUAACUAUGUAUUUAUUUAUGUAAUUAAAAAACAAAACAAAAUUAUGAUGAUGAAAAUAUGAUUUGAAGUAAAUUAUUGUUGUUUUAAUGUUUGUUUUGUUGUAUUUAAUAUUGCCUUAACAGUAUUCUGAGUUGAACAACAAAUGUAACUGUGUGCAAAGGGGGCAGAUAAUACAGCUUUAUACUUCUUUCUGCAUGAUUUCUUUUAGCCUCUUAAGGCCCAAGCUGUUUGUUUACAUGCUUUUUUUUUUCUCUCUCUUUGCUAUUCGGGCUUAUUGGACCCUAAUUAGAAUAAAAACUAAGAAUCAUCUUUUGAUAUGAUGUACUUAGUCCAUAAGUAACAAACGUGCACUUCAUGUUUAGUGACAUGCUAAUUCUUAUUUUUACACUUUUUUUUCUUCCAAAUUCCAUUGUAUGUUGUACUCUUCUGACACCACCAGAUGGCAGUAUAAGUGUCCACAUAAGACCCCAAUUCAGUAGUGUACACAAUUUUGGAAAUAAGAGCUAAAAGAUGCUGUCCACGUAUGUGGCCACUAGGCCUUUAGAGGUUUUUAAUGUUGAUUGUUUUUUGUUAGACCUUGAAUGAAUGAAACAAAAACAAAAUUGGAUA